Molecule: messenger RNA, 1635 nt
Organism: Vanessa tameamea
Lineage: Eukaryota; Metazoa; Arthropoda; Insecta; Lepidoptera; Nymphalidae
Gene: NGR-A20
Product: G-protein coupled receptor dmsr-1-like
Exons: 7
Coding region: 293-1603 (436 amino acids)
Biological process (GO): G protein-coupled receptor signaling pathway
Cellular component (GO): plasma membrane
Molecular function (GO): G protein-coupled peptide receptor activity
Source: RefSeq, a predicted model, not a curated record
UGGUUCAGUGUAGAGACGUCGGUCGGCUCGGACGCCCCGCUCUUACAAAUCGUACAUCGUGAAAAAUGAAAUAUUUUCUGUUUACAUUUCCAAUCAUAUCUUUAACAAAUAUAUAAAAGUUAAGUUUGCUUUUAUAAAACUGUGCUAAUAAUUUUCCGUGGGAGGAACAUCCGUGCACGAUGAAGGCUUCGACGUCGCGAGUGAAAUAAUAAAUACAGCUACGAGUCGUUUGUAUAAAGAAACGUAUUCGUAUCAAAGCAGACGGAAUAUGAUCAUAUGUUAGUGUUAAGUGAUGAACAAAGGUGCAUUAUCCAUCACAAUGCUAGCGGGCGAUGACACACGACACAAACAUACCAACAUCAGUUACAGUAUAAACGAUACUUACAACUACUUCGACGACUCAAGAUUGUUGACGCUAUUACAACAAAAAGGGAGUAACAAGACAACGAAUAUAGAAGAUUGGUUGAGAACGUUGGAGGAUUUGAGAAAUAAAUAUAAUAUAUCUAUUAUUAAGGAGUGCGAUCGUUUCGAGUACUGUGCGGGAGAUAUCAGAAACUUAAUAAUAGCAUAUAACAGUAUCCACGGAUAUAUCAGCUUGUUGAUCUGUCUCUUUGGUAGUUUAGCGAAUGCGUCAAACGUAGCAGUUCUGACAAGGAAGGAUCUCGCUGCAGCUCCGAUUAAUCGCCUGCUCAAGUGGCUGGCGGUCGCUGACGUGUUUGUCAUGUUGGAGUAUGUUCCCUUUGCCAUCUACAGAUAUCUGCUGUUCCCCGGUCAAGUGGACCGGCCCUAUUCCUGGGCAGUGUACAUGCUGUUCCACAUGCACUUCACGCAGAUCCUGCACACCGCCUCGAUAUUACUCACGCUGUCGUUGGCCAUCUGGCGAUAUAUCGCUAUCAAGUAUCCAUCUCACGGGCCAUCUCUGUGCACGGAAAGGCGCUGCUCUCUUGCUAUUAUAAGUAGCUUUUUGCUUCCUCCGAUACUCUGCAUUCCUUCCUAUUUCGUAUUUACUAUACACGAAGAUUUUACUUUAGACCGAUCACCAUCAAAGGUUUACUACGUAGAUUCAAAUUACGACGGCAGCCUUUAUCAGAUCAACUUUUGGGUUCAUGCUGUGGUGAUUAAGUUGCUGCCAUGCGUUAUCCUGACCGUAAUUAGUGCGUGGUUAAUCCGGGUAUUGUACCGAGCGAACAGUCGGAAAAAGGCACUUAAGGGAUACAGUGCGUGUCCAGCAGAUACGGUCGUCAAUGGUAAUGGGAAUAUUUUCAAAAGAAAGUCGACGAAGCGAACCAAGUCUGAGAGGAGGACAGAUAGAACCACGAGAAUGCUCGUCGCAGUACUCUUGCUGUUCCUGUUGACGGAAUUCCCACAAGGUAUUUUGGGUUUAAUGAGCGGAUUACUAGGAAGAUGUUUCUUCAAGCGGUGCUACGAUCUCUUCGGGGAGCUGAUGGACGCCCUCGCCCUCCUCAACGGAGCCAUCAAUUUCAUCCUAUACUGCGCCAUGUCUAAACAGUUCAGGACGAACUUCAGGCAAAUUAUGUGGAGCCGAUGUGCUCCGGCUCCACGAGCGAGCUCACACACUGAAUUGCAAACAACAUAUGUAUGAAAGAGGUGGAAAUAGUCAGACAUUUGAAGACA